This is a messenger RNA of Pelagomonas calceolata, 704 nucleotides long. The record is from the annotation of a GenBank genome assembly. Lineage: Eukaryota; Pelagophyceae; Pelagomonadales; Pelagomonadaceae.
CAAGUUUUUGCUGCUCAGCUGCCCAGAGGGUGGAACGCAGCUCAAUUGCUCAUAGCAGCACCUUAUUGCUCGCAGCGUGACGCCUCGGAGGCGAGUUUCAAGCGAUCCAACAAUACCCCAAUGCAGUCACAAGGCCUGAACGCUGCUGGAGCCUCAUAACAGCCUAAACGCCGUCGCUGCGCGAGCAUACUCGCUGCAGAACACAUUCGUCGCCGCGCGAGCACACCUGAUGGAGCGCCGCGCGAUUCACGAGGACCCGGACGGCUACUACUUCCGGAGCCCAACCGGCAAGCUCUACGGGCCACUUUCAAGAUUUCAGUUCGAGGCGUGGAGCAUGCGCGGCGCGGUCGGGCCGGGCAGUAAGGUGUGGCGCCAGCAGGGCGCACACCACUAUCGAGUCGAGAUCUCACGGCGCCUCAAAUGGCAGAAACUGCUCUCGGUGCGAAGCUGCGGCGCGAUGAGCGACUGGCUCAUGACGUUCAUCAGCGUCGUCUCGCUUGUCUUCCUCUUCUCCCUCAAAAAGCUGCGCGACGACCUGCGGAAGGAGCUGCGGGGGCACGCGGCGACGGGCGUUUUCCUCUUUCUCUUGUUCGCCGCGACGGUCGUGCUGUCGGUGAGCGCGAUGCGCAAGCUCUCGAAGCGCGUCGUCACCGAAUCGACGGAUAUUUUCGACCACGAGGUCUAGUUAAUUUUGUUUUGUGAUU